AAUUUUUUUUUUGUUAAUGGUAAUCCUACCACGAGCAAAAUUAACUUAAUUCAAAGGUUGAAGAAACACUUAUGAUUUUUAACUCAAGGGAAAAAAAAAAAACUUCAAGUCACCAUCUUCAUAGCUUUAUCCUGUGGCAUUACUACCACCAUUAUUAGCAGUAGCAGAAGCCAUAUAUCAUCCAGCUGAAUAUGAUUGGAAUUUCCUUUGUUCUCUCACAUGCUGCUAUGGCUUCCUUAUCCAAUAUCUUGCUUAUGUUUUGUUUGUUGAAUCUUCUAGCAUUCCCAGUUUCAGUUCAUUCAGCUGGUGAAGUUCCAAUUAAUGUGACCAAGCACUUUUCUUUCUACAACUUCAGCUUCAGCAACAACCCCAGAUUAGUCCAUGAUAUGAAGCUCCUAGGCAGUGCCAAGUUCUCAAAUGAAAAGGGUGCUCUUCAAAUCCCAAAUGAAUCAGAAGAAGACAUAAGACACCAAGCUGGAAGAGGCAUCUAUUCCUUCCCAAUUCGCCUGCUGGAUCCAAGCACCAAGACUCCAGCUUCAUUCCAAACCACUUUCUCUUUCCAAAUGAACAAUUCCACUGCCUCUGAGCAAGCUGCUUAUGGAGGAAGUGGCCUCACUUUCAUCAUUGUCCCUGACGAGUUCACCGUGGGAAGGCCGGGACCGUGGCUCGGCAUGCUCAAUGAUGCUUGUGAGAAUGACUAUAAGGCAGUGGCAGUGGAAUUCGACACGAGAAAGAACCCGGAGUUCGGAGAUCUGAACAACAACCAUGUUGGCAUCAACUUAGGUACCAUAGUGUCUACUAAAGUCAUUAAUGUUUCUGAUGUUGGACUGUCCCUUAAUGAUGGUUCUGUUCACCGUGCUUGGAUCACCUAUGAUGGCCCUCAAAGAAGAAUGGACAUUCGUCUUGGAAGGGCAAACCAAGAGGAUUAUGAUUAUCCUCCAAAACCUCUCUUCUCAGAAUCUAUGGAUCUCUCUCCUUUUCUGAAUGAGUACAUGUUUGUAGGGUUCUCAGCUUCCACAGGUAACCAUACACAAAUCCACAACAUACUCUCUUGGAACUUCACUUCCACAAGCCAAGCUUUUCUUCGCUUGCCUUCAUCUGAAACCUGCCAGGGUAAGAUCUUACUUGAGAAUAGCACUGCUUCCACAGAAGUACCACCAACUUCACACAAGUCUUCUAAGAAUGAACCACCACGAAGCUUUUUGAUUUUCGUGGCUGCUGUGGCAUUGGCUCUGGCUCUUUUCCUUGGCUUUUACUUUAUCAGCAAGCACAGAAGAAAUGCUGCUAAGUUGAAUACUUCAGUGGAGGCAGAGCUUCACAUGCCAAGGCCUCCCAACAAGCCACGACGCUUCGCCUUUUCUCAACUUUCAUCUUCAACAAGGUCAUUCAGUGAGAUAGAGUUGCUCGGCAGUGAUAAUAGAGGAGAGUACUACAGAGGGAAGCUUUCUAAUGGCAGCCAGGUGGCUGUGAAAAGGUUCUCAGCUCAGUUUCUCAGCACACAUGGAUCGGACAAGAAGAGAUUGUUGAAGGAAAUCAAAGGCGUUAGCCACGUUCGCCACCCGAAUUUGCUUCUGGUUAGAGGGUGGUGUCAAGACAACCAUGAAAUCAUGGUGGUCUAUGACUUUGUCCCCAAUGGCAGCCUAGACAAAUGGCUAUUCGGGGCCGGUGUUCUUCCGUGGACUCGACGUUUCAAAGUUAUUAAAGAUGUAGCUGAUGGCUUGAGCUUCCUCCACACUAAACAACUAGCCCACAAGAACUUGAAAUGCAGCAGUGUGUUUCUAGAUGUCAAUUUCAGAGCUGUUUUGGGUGAUUUUGGGUUUGUGUUGAUGGGUGCAGAAUCAAAACACUUUGAGUCACAAGUGUGCCAAGGUGCUGAUGUGUUUGAGUUUGGUGUCCUUGUGUUGGAAGUGAUAGCUGGAAGGGUAAGGGAUGAGAAAGAGGAGGGAAAUCCAGAAGAGAGGAACCUACUGGAUUAUGCUUGGAACUUGCAUCAGAUUGAUGAAAAGGUGAAGCUGGUGGACAGAAGGAUGGGGUCAUUGAUCAACUUGGAGCAGGCAAUUCGCGUUCUCGAAAUUGGGUUGCUUUGCACUCUAAAUGAGAACAAAGGAAGGCCCUCAAUGGAACAAGUGGUGGAGUUUCUUCUCAACAUGGAUAAGCCUAUUCCUGAGCUGCCAAGAACUCGCCCUGUUGCCUUGUUCCCCUAUAAUAGCGCCAACACAGGACUUUGUAAUGCAUAUUCUUGCACUUUUUAAGUGGAGCCAUGCAUGACGUUGCUGAAUGAUUAUGUGGGAGGUGUAUGAAUAAAUGUGAAAAAAGACUAUUCUUAGGCCUGCAACAACGGAUUGAUUUUCCAAAUGCUGCAAGUGCUUAAAGUGCUGUGUAUCUGUGAAGAUGGUAGAUAAAUGUUAUAUUGUAUUAGCCUUGGGGAUUCAGUUUCAGUAUGCUUUACCAUCACAGCCUCGAUGUAGGAUUAUUUGUGAUUCUGUUUAGGAUCCUCUUGUUAUAUGGCAAGUGAAAGAUGGUUGAUAAUGGUGAAAAGGGAAAGUAGAGUCAAUCUUAUUAUUGUUAUUAUUAUUUAUAAGGUUAAAUUAUAUGAAUCACGGCUCAAUUGUUCUCUUC
Glycine soja is the source of this 2619-nucleotide messenger RNA. Its product is annotated as L-type lectin-domain containing receptor kinase VIII.1-like. The coding region runs from base 192 to 2252 and encodes 686 amino acids. The record is from RefSeq and is a predicted model, not a curated record. Gene Ontology annotation, molecular function: carbohydrate binding; ATP binding; protein kinase activity. Gene Ontology annotation, biological process: protein phosphorylation. Lineage: Eukaryota; Viridiplantae; Streptophyta; Magnoliopsida; Fabales; Fabaceae. The transcript has a single exon. Gene Ontology annotation, cellular component: plasma membrane.